AUGAGUGAAGACGCGUCCACCAGCGACACCGCCACGGAGGCUCAAGGAGAUAAUCUUGAAGCACUAAUGAAUGAGAACGUCGUAAGCAGAUUGGCCAGCCUCCCUUUGAUCAGCGCCAUGUACAAUCUGUGCGCCUCCUUGUAUCACCGGGCUAAAGAAACUCAUCCGUACUUCAACAAGGCUGCCAAUGUGAUGGAGACGGUAACUGCAGUGGCAGUAGGGAUCGUAGUAGGGGGCACACAGCCAAUCCUCAACCACGUCGUGCCCCGCAUUUCAGCGGUGAAUAAUUAUGUGAAUCAGGGUCUGGAGAGAAUAGAGGAGACUCUACCCUGCCUUCACCAGCAACCCACUCAGCUGUAUGAAGACAGCUGCAAUUUAACCAAAACAGUGGUUUCUUCCACGGUCAACACGGCCAAGGAUGCUGCUUUCGGAGCCAAAGAUAUAGUGACCCAACGAGUGGCAGAAGCCGUAGAUAUCACCAAGGAUAUUGUGCAAGACAGCGUCGACUUGACCAAGUCAGUAGUUGCUUCCACGAUGAACACUGCCAGGGAGGCUGCCUUUGGGGCAACGGAUCUCAUGACCCAUAGAGUGGCCGACGUCGUCAACUUGACCAAAGGGACUGUUCAGGACACCGUCGACUUGACCAAGUCAGUGGUGUCUUCCACAAUGAACACCGCCAAGGAUGCUGCGUUUGGAGCCACGGAUCUCAUGGCCAACCGAGUGGGUGACAUCAUCAACUUGACCAAAGGGACAGUUCAGGAUAGCGUUGACUUGACCAAGUCAGUGAUGAAUUCCACAGUUAACUCCACCAAGGAUGCCACGUUCGGGGCCACGGAUCUCGUGACCCACAGAGUAGCCGACAUCGUCAACUUGACCAAAGGGACAGUUCAAGACAGUGUCGACUUGACCAAGUCGGUGGUGACGUCCACCGUCAACAAUGCCAGGGAUGUUGCAUUUGGGGCCACGGAUCUCAUGACCCACAGAGUGGCCGACAUCGUCAACUUGACCAAAGGGACCGUUCAGGACAGCGUCAGCUUAACCAAGCUGGUGGUGAAUUCCACAGUGAAUACUGCGAAGGACGUUGCGUUCGGGGCCAAAGAUAUUGUGACGAGCAGAAUGGGUGACAUCAUCAACUUGACCAAAGGGACCGUUCAAGACAGCAUGGACUUGACCAAGUCGGUGGUGUCCUCUACAGUGAGCACUGCUCUCCAAGCUGCCCAGGGGACGAGGGAUAUUCAGAUGGUGGCGAGCAGAGUGGACGCCAUGCUGGACAAGUCGGAGAGAAUGGUGGACCACUUCCUGCCGGUGACGCAGGAGGAGCUGGGUAAGAAGGGAGCUGGACGUUUGGCAGCAUCGCCUCCGUGUCUUUCGGAUGCUAAGGCUGCCACGAAGGACGGGAAGCAAAGUUAUUUCAUCCGCUUGGGGUCCCUAUCCACCAAAGUCCGCCACCGGGCCUACAUGCAUUCCCUCAGCAAGCUUCAUCUCCUCAAGGAAAGCACUCAAAAUAUACUUUUGCAACUCCAGCUGGUUAUUAACUUGGUCGAGAAUGUGAAACAAGGUGUGGGGCAGCGGUUCCAAGAGGCCCAACAGAAACUUCACCAGGUCUUGUCGGAGUGGGCCCAGAUGCAGCCAGGAGGAAACCAGCCCACAGGAGACACAGAGACGGAGGUUGAAUCACGAACUCUGGCCUUGCUGCGUCUGAUCACACAAGACCUGGGCCCGGCCUACUCCCGGCUGAUGUCCAGCAUCGACGGCCUCCCCGGCAACAUCCGGGAGAAAGUGGACCGAGCCGUCGGCAACGUCCGCCAGCUCCACGCUUCGUUCUCCUCCGCCACGUCCUUCCGAGACUUGCCAUCCAACAUCCUGGCCCAGGGCCGCGAGCAGAUUGCCAAGGCUCGUGAGGCCCUGGACAUGCUGGUGGAGUACGUCAGGCAGAACACGCCCCUGAACUGGAUUGUGGGGCCCUUCCGAGCGUUGCCGGCUGGGGCCAAGGAGGUCACGAUGGAGGAAAUGCCCACACUGGAUGGCCCAGAGAGGGCAAAGAAAGCACCCAAGGGGGGAGACAAGGCCACCCCGUUGAGUGGGGCUCUGAAGGAGGCGGGGACGCCCCCCCAGCCCCUGGGUGCGGUGCCCAAAUUGGCAAAGGUGCCCAAGCAAGCCAGGGAGGCGGAAGCAGGAAAAGCGAAGGAAGCAGACAAGACUCGGGAGACAGAAGCUACUUUUGAAAUGCCGAAGAGAGCAAAGAUAGAGGUCAAGGAAAAGGAAGGGGAAGCCAAAAAGGCAGGGAAAAGCGCUCUGAAUAAGAUCCCUGAAGCACCUGAGAAGAAGCCAUAA
This is a messenger RNA of Euleptes europaea (tarantolino), 2334 nucleotides long. RefSeq names its product perilipin-3-like. The transcript has 9 exons. The coding region runs from base 1 to 2334 and encodes 777 amino acids. The record is from RefSeq and is a predicted model, not a curated record. NCBI's taxonomy places the organism in Eukaryota, Metazoa, Chordata, Lepidosauria, Squamata, Sphaerodactylidae. Gene Ontology annotation, biological process: lipid storage; positive regulation of triglyceride storage. Gene Ontology annotation, cellular component: cytosol; lipid droplet.